Durio zibethinus is the source of this 3083-nucleotide messenger RNA. Its product is annotated as NAC domain-containing protein 86-like. NCBI's taxonomy places the organism in Eukaryota, Viridiplantae, Streptophyta, Magnoliopsida, Malvales, Malvaceae. The record is from RefSeq and is a predicted model, not a curated record. Gene Ontology annotation, molecular function: DNA binding. Gene Ontology annotation, biological process: regulation of DNA-templated transcription.
ACAUGCAUUAAAUAUAAACUCUAUCCCUAUUCCAUUUAACUAAUGUGGGUACUAACUCGACCUAUCUACCAUAAUAAUCGAGUUGGAGAUGUUCUUAAUCUCAGCAUGGCGAGUUUACCUGAAUAGCAGGGUUUUUGAUUCGAUAAGGAAGUUGCAUUUUAACGUGAGUAAAGGUAAAACGUUUUGGGGUGAGAAAGGCUCAAACUCUCGACCUCAGGAUAACUCAGUAAGCUAUGAGACCUACGCGCUACUCAACUGCGCCACCACCCCAUUUUUCCAUUGGUUCCUGGUAAUUAAUCUAUAAUGUUAAAUAUGAUGAGUGAUGACAAGAAUAAGUAAGCAAGGUUACCGAAAAUGCCAAUCAUCAAUUCGUGACCAUGAUGAUGAUACCAACUCAUUCAGACCUUAUCAAUUUACAAUCACCUUAUUGUGGGCAUUUGUUAGUCCAAUUGAAACUUGGCUAGACAUAUUCAUCUACUAUAGGUACAAAUGGGCUGGUUUUGGGUAUCCAAAGAAUAACAAGGAAGAAUGGGUUGCUUCUACUUACCAAAAAUAAAGAUGACUCUGUUGCUUCUGUUUUGAUGGGCCUUCCUUUCCAAUCCAUUAUGACCAACAGUACAUAUAAAACACCUGCAUCAACUGAUGUACAAUUCAUAUAUGAAUGAAGUGUGUAUAUAUACAAACAACAACGAUUAAAGCAGAUGGAUGGGUGAGGAUUUGAAAUUUUAAAUAUUUUAUGAAAGAGAUUAAAACUCGGCCAAAAGCACUUCCUCUCAAAAACAUAUUGAAGUGCUUGCAUGCCUUGAUGCCAAUGGAAGAAAGUAAACAGCAUAUGGCAUGGAAGAUUCUAGAAUGUCUAAAACUAAUAUUUGUUAUAUUCUCUGGGAAUAAAGGGGGACAUCAGGAACCAACAAAGCAAAGACAGGGAAAGUGAUUGGAUGAUAAUAAUGGUCGACAGACUCUAGCACUUGGUGAGCAACUCCACUAACAUUAAAUAUGAGGAAAAAAAUUACUAUACCGAAAAAGAACAUAACAAAAUACAAACUUUUUAUCAAUCCUUUUUACCGUGCAAGUCAAAAAUCUAGAUCCUUCCUAUUCAUUAUUUAGCAUUGCUGACUCUUUAUUCUUUCUAUGGCUGCACAAGGGCUUGCCACGUUGGAGCAAUUAUCUAAGCCUACAGCAUCACCCCAAGCUCCUCAGUCCUGAAAUUGGAAAAACUGGAAACACAGUUUCUGGGGGGUCCCAUUCGCUUGGAAUCUUAGGACACAAGUAACGUAGCUUCGGAGCAGCUCUCACUUCUCACUGCUCACUUGUGACUGCUUCGCUGUAUAAAAUCCACUCCAUCCUUCACUCUCUCUUCUUGCAAUUCUGCAAAGUGUUUUCUAUCGUUCUCACUCUGACAGUAGUCUCGCUUUCUUUCUCUUGUUUCAUCGUUUAUUUUUCUUUCUUGUUUCUUCUAACAAUUGGACGAAAUGAGGAACAAAAAGGGAUACCGAAUAAUUCAGCCAAUCACCAAUGAAGAACGAUUUAGCAAUUACUAUUGCUAUUACCUCUUCUGGGUUGCGGUUGGUUACUACUUGUGGAAAAAAAUACUUAGCAUAACGGGGUACAGAUUCCAUCCAACGGAUUUCGAACUCCUCCAUUACUAUCUACAGAACAAAAACCUCGGCCGUGAUGCUCUGGUCCAAGCUAUUGCUGAAGUGGAAGAUAUCUGCGGAUUAGAACCUUGGGAAUUACCUGGACAUUCGAAUAUACACUCGGGUGAUCAGGUUUGGUAUUUCUUCUACCGGCCAAAUUACAAGUACCGGAAUAGUGCAAGGAUCAAGAGGACAACCAACGAAGGAUACUGGAAGCCGACGGGAAACCCUCGCAAGAUAAUGGCUAGGGAUCUUCAGACCAAGAUUGGCCAGAAAAGGACAUUGGUUUUUUAUAAAGGGCGUGUUAGUGACAGUAACAAAAACAAGACUGGAUGGAUCAUGCAUGAAUAUGAGCUCACUGCUACUCUUCCUAACCAAACAACUUUUGUUCUCUGCAAAUUGAAGAGGAAGUAUGGGAAGGAUGAGGCUUCAUGUAUUGAAGAUGGUGAGUCAAGUCACUAUUUGCCUUCUAACUUGGAAAAUUAUAUUGCAAAUAAUGCAAUUCAGGCAGAGGCCGCUAGAUGCCUUACGGACCAAACAGACCCUAUUGAGAUAUUAGCACAGCCAAAACUGUUUAAUGACCCUGAGGAUCUAGAAAAUAAAUUUACAGAGUUGUGGAAUACAUAUCUUAUUGGUGAUAUUCCGGAAGGUUCUGAUUUACCUUCCAAAUUUGGAAACCAUCUUGUUGAAAAUGCAAUUCCAAAUUAUCCAAUAUUACUUACUGAGGUACCAAUCGAAGAAGUACCUCAAAAUCAAUCUGGCACCAAUGAACAAGACAACAAGUUUGAGAACUUAGUUUCUGCUGAUGAAAGUAGCAAUAAACAUAAUUUAGUUGUUGGCAACGAUGAAUCUACCAUGCCAUCUAAUUCCAAAAGUGCUACUGCAGAGGAUCCAGUUAAAAUGGACUUGUCAAAUUUGGAUGAAGAAUCAAUGGAUGAAGUGUUUGGAGAUUUAGAAACGCUUCCAGAAGUCCAAGGAAACGGAUUUAGACAAUCGUUUGAUAAUUGGAAUUCAGAAGGCGAGACAUUUGAAGCCCAAGAAAUACCCAAUGCUUCAGACGAUCAAUCUAGCACCAAUGAAGAGCAAAAUAUAAGUGCUGCAAAUGGAGGUUCUAGCGUGAACUUUGUUGGCAUGAUGGAGUCAACCCAUUCCAUAAAUCCGGCCAGGAAAAGGCCACGCACUGAUUAUGAAGGAUUUGGCUGCGAUCUGUAGUCCAACUGGGGCAGAAAGAAACACCCUUUUUGUGGUACUGGGGUCUUUAGAAGGAAUCACAGAAACAGUUUCAGAUAAAUAUGGUUUUUAUUUGGAUUUGAACUAGUAGUUUAUGCUAAUAGCUUGUGAGAAUAUGACUGCAAUUUAAACUAGAUUCUAUGCUGUUCCCUAUAUAGGAUUUCUGAUGCUUAUGUUUGACGCUUUUCCUUUGUUUAUACACCAAAAAAAAAAAGA